This is a messenger RNA of Plasmodium falciparum 3D7, 2592 nucleotides long. It is a transcript of the gene PL, whose product is annotated as putative phospholipase. Gene Ontology annotation, biological process: lipid metabolic process. Gene Ontology annotation, molecular function: phosphatidylcholine-sterol O-acyltransferase activity; acyltransferase activity, transferring groups other than amino-acyl groups. The record is from RefSeq and is a predicted model, not a curated record. NCBI's taxonomy places the organism in Eukaryota, Apicomplexa, Aconoidasida, Haemosporida, Plasmodiidae.
AUGUCCUCCAUAUUACUUUUUUUCGUAGUUUUUCAAUAUUUGUUAAUUUCGUUUUCUGGUACGUCUUACAAAAGGUUUGUAGUAGAUGGAGCUUCAAUUUUUUUAAGAAAUCCCUACAAAAUAACUUUGGGGAAAUCAGAAAAAAAGGGAAAAGUUUUUAGCGAGUUUUCGGAGGAGGAAGAUUCAAUAGUUCGUCGCGACACAGAAAAAAAAAAAAAGUGGUUUGGAAAAGGGAAUGAUGUAAAUAAAAAGGUAAAGGAGAAGAAGAAUGUUAUUCUAGAAGAAAAACAAAUUGGUAAGGAGGAAAAUAAUUUGGUUGGACAACAAAACGAUUCGGUUGGACAACAAAACGAUUCGGUUGGACAACAAAACGAUUCGGUUGGACAACAAAACGAUCCGGUUGGACAACAAAACGAUUCGGUUGGACAACAAAACGAUCCGGUUGGACAACAAAACGAUCCGGUUGGACAACAAAAUGAUUAUGUUGGACAACAAAACGAUUCGGUUGGACAACAAAAUGAUUAUGUUGGACAACAAAAUGAUUAUGUUGGACAACAAAACGAUCCGGUUGGACAACAAAACGAUUCGGUUGGACAACAAAAUGAUUAUGUUGGACAACAAAACGAUCCGGUUGGACAACAAAACGAUCCGGUUGGACAACAAAACGAUCCGGUUGGACAACAAAACGAUUCGGUUGGACAACAAAAUGAUUAUGUUGGACAACAAAACGAUCCGGUUGGACAACAAAAUGAUUAUGUUGGACAACAAAAUGAUUAUGUUGGACAACAAAAUGAUCCGGUUGGACAACAAAACGAUCCGGUUGGACAACAAAACGAUCCGGUUGAACAAGAAGACAACGUUGGUAUUGUAAAAAAGGAAAAAAAAGAAAAAAUUAUUGUAGAGAAAGAAAACGAAAUAGGAGUAAUUGAAAGAGAAAAUAUUUCUGGUGUAGAAGUAAUUAAUAAAGAUAGUGAAGAAGAUAUUUAUAAUUCAAAUGUGGAUAAGAAUUUCCCCGCUGAUGAUAAUAAUAGAGAUGAAAUUUUGGUAAGGAGAAAAAAGGUUUCUAAUAAAGAUAGCUUAUUUAUGAAUGAUAUAAUACGAGGAGAAAACGAAGAUAAUGAUGAUGAUAAUGAGGAGGAGGAAGAAAAAGUAAGUAAAAAUUUGGAAAAUGUAAAAUUAGGUGAAUUAUCUAAAUUACAAUAUAUUUUUGGAACAAAUAUUACAGAUAAUGAUGAUGAUAGUGAGAUUCGUAGUGAAAGUGAAAUAGAUGAUAUAGAUGAAUUAGAUGAAGAAGAAUAUGAUUGGACGGAGCAUGUAUAUAAUUAUAAGCCUACCACUUAUUUAUUACCUGGGUUGGGAGGAAGUACAUUAAUAGCAGAAUAUAAGAAUGCAACAAUUCAUAGUUGUAGUAGGUAUUUAUUGAAUUCGAAACCUUUUCGUAUUUGGAUAAGUUUAAGUAGAUUACUUUCUAUUCAAUCGAAUAUAUAUUGUACGUUUGAUACAAUACGUUUAAAAUAUGAUGAGAAAAAGAAUAUAUAUUAUAAUCAACCAGGAGUAUUUAUAGAUGUCGAGAAGUUUGGUAAUCUUAAGGGUAUAGAAUAUUUAGAUUAUUUUAAUAAUACAGGUAUAGGAAUAACAAAAUAUUUUAAUGUGGUUGGACAAUAUUUUACAUCUCAUGGAUAUGUGGAUGGAGAAAGUAUUAUAGGAGCUCCAUAUGAUUGGAGAUAUCCAUUAAGUCAACAAAAUUAUAAAAUUCUUAAAGAACAUAUAGAAUAUAUAUAUGAGAAGAGAAAUGGUACAAAGGUUAAUUUAAUAGGACAUAGUUUGGGAGGUUUAUAUUUAAAUUUCUUCUUAAGUCGUGUAGUAAGCAAAAAAUGGAAGCAAAAACAUCUGAGUAAAAUUAUAUUUAUUAGUACACCUUUUAAAGGAUCUGUUAAAACAAUAAGGGCAUUAAUUCAAAGUAGGAAAGAUUUCAUAUCAUUUAGAAUUACAAAGUUGAUAAAAUUAUCCAUACCAGAAAGUAUGAUGAAAGCAUUAGGUAAUUCAUUAGGUUCGUUAUUCGAUAUUUUACCUUAUAGGGAAUAUUAUAAAAGAGAUCAAGUUGUGAUAUUAAUAAAUAUGAGUAAUACACCUAUUGAUGAAGAUCAUGUUCAAUAUCUAGUUACAUUAUGUGGUAUUUAUAAACCUGAAUGUUAUCGUAAUAGAGCAGAUGUAAAUUUAAAAGUCUAUACAUUAAAAAAUUGGCAUGAAUUAUUAGAUGAUAAAUUAAAAGCCAAAUAUGAAAAUUAUAAAUUAUAUAGAGAAAGAUAUUAUAAUAAAGACCAUGGAGUACCUAUAUAUUGUCUAUAUAGUACUAUUAAUAAAAAAGAAACUGAAUACUUAUUAUAUUUUGAAACACAAAAUACACGUGAAGAACCUACUAUAUAUUAUGGUACAGGAGAUGGUACUGUAGGUACGGAAAGUUUACAAGCAUGUAGUAAUUUUUACAAUACUGUAUUAACUCAUCACUUUUCUGAUACUAGUCACGUUGGAAUAUUGUAUACUAAUGAAACGGCUAAGUAUAUAUACGACAUUGUAGAAAGUCCAAAUUAA